AUGAGACCAAACGCGACUUACGAACAGCUCUCGAUGCUCUGUCCAGGCGACAAAUUCCCAACCCAGCAACGCAUUCUCGACGAUGCCCACAUUCCAGGGAUUGGUAAGUGGUUUCUCGACCACGAGAAGACGCAGAAGUGGUUGACUGGGGACGGCAAACAGGUAUUGUGGCUCCAUGGACCAAGCGCAAGUGGAAAGACAUUCCUGAGUUCAAGUCUCGUCAACCACAUCCAUGAGAACAACUCCAUGGGAGUCGGUAUCUUUUACUUCGGCCAACGUGACGUGCAGAAUAACCUCGCCGAUUACGAUCUCGCAUUCCGCUCUAUAACCCGACAACUCGUCUCCCAAACGCCCGGCUCGCUCGGUCUCUACCAAGGCAUCUUGGACAACGACGAGAUCGGCGUCCAAGACAUAGACGGGUCAUCGGACAUUCUCGAGACGAUUCAGAGUGUUUUCGGCAGGAUGGUUGUUGUCCUGGAUGGUGUGGAUGCAACUAAUGAGAGAGGCCUGGCGCAAUUGUUACAUCUUCUCUUGGAAUUCAGCAGGAUUCCUUCGUUAAGGGUAUUGAUGACAAGCCGAUCUGGAGCACCCGACCGUCUCAAAGACUAUGGACUAUCAGAAGUCGAAGCGCGCUCACCCGACUCGGAUAUCGCUCUCUACUUUGCCAAGUAUAUCGACGAGUCGCACGUUGACCACGAAGUACUGCAUGAGUCGCACACCAGAUUACUACCGUACCAGAAGUUCAUCGACAUUUCCAACGGAUUGUUUCUUCCUCUCAGGCCCAAUUGGUUCAGUAACAUUGCCUCGCAGCCAAACAAGACCUUUCUUGAUCUGGUCGAAGCCGGGUCACCAGAUGUUCCAAAGGCAUUUUGCCAGGCCUUGGUAAGAGAUCUUCAGCUUUCUGAAGAAUCUGAUACAAUUCUUUAUCUGCUGUAUCAUGUUGUCAAGUGCGAUGAAAUGGGCUAUUUCUUUACUGCACGAAUGGUACACGAAGCGAUUGAUGCUUGGGGCAUCCGGAACCAAGAUGUGACCCAGUGCACGACUGAUGAGAUCAUUGGGCCCUUUCAGCGCUUGGUAUUCAUAGACAGCAAAACUCAGGCCAUGGUAAUUCGAUCACCGCUGCUGAUGAAUCAUCUUCGCAACACCGUCUUCGGAGACGAGUAUCAUAAAAGGCAUGCAACAGCCUCCAUUCAAUACCUCUCAAACCCAGAUUUCGCAACCGGGGCAUGCAAAUCAUCAAAAGAACUAAAAGAGCGCUUCCAAGCCCAUCCGUACCUCUGGUUCGCCGCCAAAUGCAAUCUUCCCAGAUCUCUCCCGCCAUCUUUCGAAUCUGACUUUUUCAUCUUUGUUGCUUCUCAAGGAAAUCUCGAUUCGUACCUACAAGCAAGAGAAGCAUGGCCCUACCUCGAUGACGAAACAUACGACGAGUGUGAGAGGGAUACCGAGCGAUGGAAUUGUUAUACCCGCGGCACUACGGCGCUUGGUCUUGCCGUGACGCUUGGUAAUGAAGGUAUACUUCGCAAAUUCAUUGAAAAAGGUGCAGACCUCGAGGCUCGUGAUGGGGAUUUGAAUACGGCGCUUCAUAUCGCAGCGUUCGACGAGGAUGAGUCUGAUAUGCUUAAGGUCCUUUUGCAGGCUGGCAGUAAUGUGGCUGUGGUUAAUGAAGAGGGUCUGACGCCAUUGGCUAUUGCUAUUGUUCAUGGAAGCUUGGACUCUGUUAAGUUGUUGAUUGAGUUUGGUGUUGAUGUACGGAGGCUUGAUGAGGAGGAUCUGAGGCUGUGUGUGGAUGAGAAGCCGGACAUUGCGGAAUAUCUGGCUGGACUAGGUGUUGAGAUGCCAGUGCGGGAUGAUGGGGACGAUGAUGAAGACGAUUAG
This is a messenger RNA of Fusarium coffeatum, 1875 nucleotides long. RefSeq lists its product as uncharacterized. Gene Ontology annotation, molecular function: protein binding. The transcript has 4 exons. Lineage: Eukaryota; Fungi; Ascomycota; Sordariomycetes; Hypocreales; Nectriaceae. The coding region runs from base 1 to 1875 and encodes 624 amino acids. The record is from RefSeq and is a predicted model, not a curated record.